AUGACCUCGCGACUUGCCUCAUCCGCUACCGCCGCUCUGCGUCGCAGCCAGGACCCAAAGCUCGCGGAGAAGUUCAAUCUGGCCACUCUGAACGGCGGCAAAAGCCCCUUUGUCGUAUCGAGCAACCGGCUACUGAAGGUGAACAAGAAGCCGCAGCAGCGCAUCACGGAUAAGUUCUCGCUCGAGUAUUUACUGGGACCCAGCAAGCCUCAAACGGGCAAGAAGAAGAACCCUUUCCACGUCGCCAGUUCCAAGCUCAUGUGA
Molecule: messenger RNA, 264 nt
Organism: Phytophthora nicotianae INRA-310
Lineage: Eukaryota; Oomycota; Peronosporomycetes; Peronosporales; Peronosporaceae
Exons: 1
Coding region: 1-264 (87 amino acids)
Source: RefSeq, a predicted model, not a curated record